Exophiala xenobiotica is the source of this 954-nucleotide messenger RNA. RefSeq lists its product as uncharacterized. The coding region runs from base 1 to 954 and encodes 317 amino acids. The record is from RefSeq and is a predicted model, not a curated record. NCBI's taxonomy places the organism in Eukaryota, Fungi, Ascomycota, Eurotiomycetes, Chaetothyriales, Herpotrichiellaceae. Gene Ontology annotation, molecular function: iron ion binding; oxidoreductase activity, acting on paired donors, with incorporation or reduction of molecular oxygen; monooxygenase activity. The transcript is spliced from 2 exons.
AUGGAUUCCGCGACCGAGUCCCUGUUCGGACUGUCGGUGCAUAGUCUGAUGCAGAACCAGCCGGAGCUCAAUUUCGCCGAGGCCUUUGACUAUGCCCAAGGGGCCGCCAUAACGCGAGCCACCCUGGGACCAUUAAGCGUACUUUACCGCGACCCAAAGGCCGACAAGUGCUAUCGAAUCUGCCGGGCAUUCGCCCAGCAGUUCGUCGAGGAAGCGGUCCAAACGGUUGCUUCGGAAAAAGAAGACACAGAAAGGGGACAAGCUGAGACAAAGCAUGACAAGUAUAUUCUUUCACACGAAUUGGCACGGCGUAUAUCCGAUAAGCAUCGCAUCCUGGACGAGCUCAUGAACGUUCUGUUGGCUGGUCGUGAUACCACUGCCAGUCUACUUAGCAAUUUGUUCUUCAUGUUGGCAAAGAAUCCGGCAGUUUGGGACAAGCUGCGUGAAGAAAUAUCAGGUUUACAGGGUCGGGCACCUACUUACGAGGAGCUUCGAAACCUGAAAUAUGUUCAAUGCUGCAUCAAUGAAUCGCUACGUUUACACCCCGUUGUCCCACGGAAUGAACGCAAGGCUGUACGAGAUACAGUCCUACCACUUGGAGGAGGCAAGGAUGGUCUCUCACCUGUCUUCGUGCCCAAGGGUACUCUGGUCUGCUACAAUCUAUAUGCAAUGCAUCGACGCACAGACUUCUACGGACCCGACGCAGAAGAAUUCCGACCGGAGCGCUGGACAGAUGGACGACUGCAGCCACGCUGGGAAUAUCUGCCCUUCAAUGGUGGCCCACGCAUCUGUUUGGGCCAACGAUAUGCGCUGACCGAAGUUGGCUACGUUGUCGUCCGAAUGGCCCAGGAGUUCCAAGCCUUAGAGAGUCGAGACCCAGGGCCGUGGGAGGAAUCGCUGACCUUGACCCUAUGCUCCCGGAACGGAACCAAGGUCUGUCUCAUUCCGGCUUGA